CCCGGGAAGUCAGAUGGUGCGAGGGGAGAGUGAGGAGGAGGAUGCUAAUGAGAACGAUCAGGAGAUGGAUGAGGUCGCCGUGGAAGAAGAGAGCGAAAUGGUUGCUCGUUCGCAAGGGAGUAGUCAACAAAACGAUGGUCGCUCAAACUCUCCCGAACCCGGAGCAGCUGACGCGACGCCUGAGACUUCGACCGACAGGCUGGAGCCAGCUGCGCCCGAUUCUAAUAUCUCUGGCUCGCCCAAGCAGAUACCCAUAGAGAUAGUCAAGGCGGCUGGUACAGAGGUCGUUGACCUGCAUUUCGAUCUCUCCGCAACGUCAUCAACUUGGAGGCGGUUGGGCGAUAGCUCCGGAAUAGAACGCGCCACGAAGGAAUUGCAUGUCCCCGCGAGCUCACUUGCCCAGGAGGCAGGAAUUGAUGUCGGAGAAGACAACGGGACGAGGAUAGAGGAAGCACUGUCUAGGGUCAUUACUAAGGAUGACUUCGCCUCGAUGGAGAUCCUUGGACAGUUCAACCUUGGCUUCAUCAUUGUCAGAAGAUAUGGCGUGCACGCUGGAUCCGCGGACUCAGCAUUCCCAGUGGACGACCUGUUCAUUGUGGACCAGCAUGCCGCGGACGAGAAGUACAAUUUUGAGACAUUGCAGCAAACGACCAAGAUCAAUUCCCAAGCACUGAUCAGACCAAAGCUUCUUGAGCUGACAGCUUCUGACGAACUACUCGCUCUCGAAAACAUUGAUAUUUUAAGGCAGAACGGUUUUGAAAUAGACACCGAAGGAGGUUCCGAGGAGCAAGGGGAGAGCCGGAGGAGGCUCAGACUGGUAGCGCAGCCUGUCAGCAAAAGCACGGUCUUCGACAUCAAAGACCUUGAAGAGCUGUUGCACCUCUUGCGGGACCGGCCUCGAGGUCAGAUGGUUCGCUGCAGCAAAGCCCGCGCUAUGUUCGCAUCCAGGGCUUGCCGGAAGAGCGUCAUGGUCGGAAUGCCGCUGAAGACUCAGCAGAUGACCGCUAUCGUGAGACACAUGGGAACCAUGGACCAACCGUGGAACUGUCCUCAUGGGAGGCCGACGAUGCGUCACUUAUCGGAUAUCUCGAGCCUAGGCAGGGAUCA
Phanerochaete carnosa HHB-10118-sp is the source of this 1107-nucleotide messenger RNA. RefSeq lists its product as uncharacterized. The transcript has 4 exons. Gene Ontology annotation, cellular component: MutLalpha complex. The record is from RefSeq and is a predicted model, not a curated record. Gene Ontology annotation, molecular function: ATP binding; ATP hydrolysis activity; ATP-dependent DNA damage sensor activity. NCBI's taxonomy places the organism in Eukaryota, Fungi, Basidiomycota, Agaricomycetes, Polyporales, Phanerochaetaceae. Gene Ontology annotation, biological process: mismatch repair. The annotation marks the transcript as partial.